AUGGUGAUGUGUUACAACAACAUAGACACGAAAAACAACAAUUUGGACGACGAUGAUGACGUCAUAGUGGCGACGCCAUCAACUACAGCAACGUCAUCAUUGUCAAAAGGCCUCUGUCACAAGAAGACCAUUAAAUGUACUGUUAAGUUACUGGAUGAUAGCGAGAUGGAGAUAAUUAUGAAGAAGUCUAGCAAAGGUCAAGCCCUGAUUAACAGGAUAUACAAGUACUUGCAGAUAAACAGCGGCUGUGGACCUCAUGACAACGAACCUUGCUACUUCUCGUGCACCUACUUUGAUAGUACUACUGAUAAAUAUGUUUGGCUGAUCCACGAUAAGCAGAUCUCACAACAAAUCAAAAGUCAACCUUGUUAUUUGAAGUUCAAGGUUAAAUAUUACCCAGACAGUCCCCACGAGAUUAAGAAUGAGGUCAUCAAGAAUCUUAUGUACCAGCAAAUCGUUAAAGAUGUUUCCGAAGGCAGAGUGUCCUGUUCGUUUGCAACUCAAUCGCUCUUACUCUCCUACCAAGCUCAAAUUGAGUACGGUGACUGGGAUUUUCCCACUUCGAAAUUUCCGGAAUGUUUAAAGAUGUCACCGGAUUGGAAAAACCGGAUGGGUGAUUAUGAAUUGGAUGCCUAUGAGAAUGUUAAGAAGCUGGAAAUCCCGAAGAAAUUUGAUUCCCUGAAGUUUGAACUCUGGUCCAAAGUGUUUGACCUUUACAAAGUUCAUAGGGGCCAGUCGAGAGAAGAGGCCACUAAUAAUUACUUGAGUAACGUUUCUAAAGUGGCUAGAUACGGAAUGCAUACCUGCUACGUUGAGAAUGAAGGUGGUAAUCCCGUGGAAUUGUGCCUCUGUUGGUUAGGGCUGUCCGUGUAUGACUGUAGCGGCGAGAUUAGGACCACGAAGUUGACGUGGCCCAGACUGCUGAAGAUCGCAUAUAAGAGGAACAAAUUCAUCAUACUAUACAGGCAGAAUGGAGUUUGUGACGAUGGUGACGAUGGUGGUGGUGGUGGUGGUAGUUGCGGCAAGGAUUGCGCUAGCUUCGUCAGCAACGACGCAAAACGACAACAAUUAUCAAUAGAUGAACAACUACUACAUCAAACCAGCAACAAUCUUAACGGUGAAGAUGUCGAUCAUAAUUUGCAACAGCAUCAACAACCACAUUCUUUCAACAACAAUUUUCGCAACAACAGCAACAACUUGAAAAGUUCAACAAAACGAAGUAACAGCUGCAAAAAUUCCGACAACUACAGCAACAAAAAUAUUUACAAUGUCGUCGGUAGGAGUACAUCGUUCAACAACAACACCUACAGCUGUAAGAGUGUUUCUGCAACAAAAAGUAACGACGAUUAUUUCGGAAUUUGCAACAACAUGACAGAAAGAGCAAAAAUAUCAUCUGUGGAUAAUUUGAGAAGGAAUGUAUACAGGACAGGUAAGAUAGUUCUGCCUUAUCAACAACAGCAGCUACAAUCGCAGCCACAUCAGCUACAACCACAACAGCAGCUACAACCACAUCAACAGCAGCCGCAAUUGCGACUGCACCAACAACUACAGCAGCUACAUCAGCAGCACUGGCCACAGCAGUUUCAGCAAGAAUGCAUCACACAGCAUGAAAAUAUUCCUCAUGAAAUUCAAAAUGAAUUUCGGCAGAAUUUAUCUCACCAGCAAACCUUACAGCCUGAACAUUUCAAGUGUGUUCCUAUGGAAUAUAAACAACAAUAUCCUCCUCAUGAAAACAAAACCUGGCCUAAAAAACAACAGCACUGUCAAAAAAAUUUGCAACUACUCAACUAUCAGCAACAACAACAUCAGUUACAAGCAGAGCAGCAACAAUGUUUGCAACGAAAUGAUGCACAUUGUCGUCAUCAGCGACUCACUGAACCGCCACAAGCGCAAACUAAAACUGACUUUUUGAAACUGCAACAACACCAGCAGCAACAACAACAACAAUAUGAUGGUAAUUUACUUGAUUGUCAAACCUCAACACACUCAACAGGCAAAAAUGGUCUUCCUCGACUGCUGCAACAUCCAUUUCAUGACAAAAUUCAACAAUUUCAUAGACCACAACCACAAAUGUAUCAGGAUCAAGUUCAACAAUGCCAGCAACAAAAAUAUCAAGAGCAACGAGAACAAGCAUUCUACAAAAAUCGCACAUGUGCAUCGGGGAGACAUCAGCAACAUUUCAACAUUCAGCAGCAGCAACAACAACAUUUAUAUGUUGAAGAUCAGCGAGGACCAGCUCAACAAUACCAGCAACAUCAACAGCAACGACAUCAAUUACAGUCUCAGCAACAAAAUGAACAACAGCUACAAUCUCUCCAUUCAAGACCACCUCUCCCGCCAUCACUGCAACUCAAACCAAGGCCAAAAUCUGGAAACACCCAACUGGAAAGCCGAAACAUUCAACAAUCAUCAAGCACAACUACAAAAGCAACUACGCCAUCUAUAAAUAGGAAAAAGGAAAAUCCGUACGAGUUUGAUAGGAAAUCCACAAGGGGAAACCCCAAAUCACCUAAGGAGCUAUCCAAAGACAUCAAAGGUAGAAAGAACAUUGUAAUAACUGCCUACCUGGAUAACAACAGUCUGCUGAGUGAACCUGGAGGGAUAUAUGACAACAUCGUUGAAGCUGAUAGCAUCAACAACAUCAACACCAACAUUAACAACAACAACAACACCACCAGAAACAAUAAAAAUAAUAAUUUCACUCAACUUUCCAGUAAAUCAUAUAACAACAACAACAUUAAUAAUAAUAAUAAUAACGACAGCUACGGUAGUUACGACAACCUCUACAACUACAGAACAAGAACAAACCACGCUAACAUGAAUGACUAUUACUACGACAGCCACUCCUACCUCCAAUAUUGCCGACGACAAAAUCAACAACAUCAUUAUCAACAUCAGCAGCAACAGCUGCUACUAUCGCCACCACAACAACUACUACUACAACAGCAGCAGCAACAACAAUCAUAUGAUAAUAACGAUGAUAGUAAUGGCGAAUAUGACAACUUACUACAGCCAUGUGCAUCAUCAUCAUCAUCAUUUCCAUACGCUCCAUCCACAUCGUUUCCAUUACAGUAUCAGCAAUCAUCAUCAAUACCUCCUCUUCAAACGCUGACGUCAUCGCCACGCCACGUGUUUUUCGAAUCGCCUGGCGGAUUUAAAAUAACCCAGGUAAGAAACCCAGAAGACGAUUCUUUAAUUGAGACUGUCAUAGAGAAGACGCUGAUCAUUGAAGAUAAAUGUGACGAGGAAGAAGCUAUCGCUAAUGCUAUUUCUUCACUGACUCGAAUCCAUCCGAAGCUUUCAGUGGAGGAAAUUGAAAUAAAAAGAAAAUAA
Molecule: messenger RNA, 3333 nt
Organism: Helobdella robusta
Lineage: Eukaryota; Metazoa; Annelida; Clitellata; Rhynchobdellida; Glossiphoniidae
Exons: 13
Coding region: 1-3333 (1110 amino acids)
Cellular component (GO): cytoskeleton; plasma membrane
Source: RefSeq, a predicted model, not a curated record